Molecule: messenger RNA, 1224 nt
Organism: Stylonychia lemnae
Lineage: Eukaryota; Ciliophora; Spirotrichea; Sporadotrichida; Oxytrichidae
Source: the annotation of a GenBank genome assembly
AUGGGCAACUACUGUUGGUGCAUAAAAACCUCACCAAAGAAAAACGAUUCUAACAACUACAAAAAUAAGAAGAAAGUCAGAUCUAUUAAGCUUAAUGACUCUGGUGGAGCAGAAGAUUAUCUAAAUCUUGAGGACUUCAGUAGGAGUCAGAGCUACAUGAAUCAUAUAAACAACCAUUCUCAAUAAAAAGAAGUAUUCACGCCUCGUUCAUAAGCAGUGGUAGCCAGCAAAGGUUCUUUGAAUCUGAAUCAAAGAGAUAAUAAGAGAAACAACAUUCAUUACUUUAGAAAAGACAGCAAUCAAUUGGUGUAGUCUAAGCAUUCAGCAGGUUUAGUCAGUGAUAAGAAUCGUAAUCAGAAUAAACUCUAGGAUAUCACGAAUCGCACUGCUUAAGAAUAGGAGCAGCAGUAAUGCCUUUUUGACGAUUUGACCUUUGAUAAUAAUUAAUGCCUGUCUCGGAUUUAUCACAAGAAUUUGAUGAGCGAAUAAAAGCCAUCUCCUAUAGAUAGAUCAAUUGAAUACAAUAAUGACAUGAGCAAUGAGUACGAUGCUUAGCAUAGAUCAAAUUUUGAUUACAUCCCCUCAUAGUUGAGGCAGAAAGAGUUCAGCAAUGGAAAGCUACAGAGGUGCUAGGAAGGUGGAAAUUUCACAUAAAAAGUUAUUAUAUGCAAUGAAAUGCUAGCAAAUCAGAAUAAAUUAAACUUUGAGACUGAGGAAAAUAAAUUUCAAGAAUAAAGUGCUUAAUAGUCUCUGCCUAUGGAAUUUGAAGAGGAAUAGAUUUUCGGUUUUGAAAGUGAAAGGCAAAAGGACAUCAGACCUUCUCCAUUGGAUCAUUAAUUUUCAUAGCUGGUAGAGAAAAACUUUAAACAACAAUUUAAAAACAGGCUAGGUUUAAAAUCCCAAUUACUAUAAAACAAUUUAGAGAGUAUCGAUUCAUUCAGCAAGAAAAUGCCAGCUAAUAACCUUGAAUAUCAAAGAACACCCUCAUAAUCAAAUUUAUCAGAAUAUAAAAGUGCAUUCGGAGGAGGCGGGUCAUGCACCUAUCAAGACUAUAUGACAGCAAAGGACUACUAGUCUUGCAUGAGUUCUGACUAGAUUCAUAAUAUUUCCUUAGGCGGAAAUCAGAGGAUUAUAGAAAACCCUGAGGCAAGUCAAAUAGAGUCUAAAAUGUAAAGUGAUAAAGGUUGUUUGUAUUGUGAAUAGCAAAAUAUUUAAUCUCAAUGA